CCGGGUGUCACAGUGCUGUUCACCAGAGGUCACGUGAGGUGCAGGGGUGCGGGACAUCUGAAGACAUGUCGUCUGUCCCAGAACACCUGCCUCUCAGGGACUGUCCGCGCUCAAAUUCCUGCGAGCAGCUCACACCUUCCACCGUGAGCACAGUCCUCAACCUGUCCCACAACAAGAUCUCCUGGACCCUGCAGCCCACAACGGGAAACUGCGAGUACUACUGGCAGGCCAUCCUCCUCAUGACCUCGGGGGGCAGCGUGCUGAUCUGCGGGAUGGUGCUGAGUGGACUUUACCAUGCUGGCUUCUCCAAAAUGGCCACAAAUAUCCUGGGUCCCACCCUGCUGUCAUUGGGGCUGAUGGUGCUGGUGGUGGGUUUGGUUUUGAUGCCCGUAACACGACAAAUGAGGGAUCAGAGCGCAGCAAAACACCUCUACAAGCCUCACAUAAACCUAUGAGGAGAAUGUAAGGCAAGAGACUACAGGUGAUUUUGAGCUUUUUUUUCUUUCUUUCAGAGCAGGGUUAUUAAAAAGUGUGUGUUACUUGAAAUAAAGCUAAAAUAAAAUAUAAAUAUUAGAUGGAGCACUAAAAUUAC
Molecule: messenger RNA, 592 nt
Organism: Carassius carassius (crucian carp)
Lineage: Eukaryota; Metazoa; Chordata; Actinopteri; Cypriniformes; Cyprinidae
Product: phosphoinositide-interacting protein-like
Exons: 1
Coding region: 66-455 (129 amino acids)
Biological process (GO): positive regulation of cation channel activity; phosphatidylinositol-mediated signaling
Molecular function (GO): phosphatidylinositol bisphosphate binding; transmembrane transporter binding
Source: RefSeq, a predicted model, not a curated record